GUUCAUCAGUCUCUACUCAGAGAGAAAACUUUUGACAUUUUCAGAGUUUUGAGGAAGAUUUCUUGAACUAAAAGGAGAUUAGCCUACCGUCAAAAGACGUAAAACUCGCCACAGCAUAAUUUCAGCGUUACUCAUAGAUAUAUAAAGUUUACCGGGUGGGAAGUCAACUGCUGUUUUUGUACCUUACUACUUACUUACUUACCGUAACUGUUUCGAAGAUGACGUUUUGUCCAGAAGUUUGAUAUGUAUCGAGGAGUUUCAACUUCGAAACCAAGUUGGUGUGUGGGUGAAAGAGAUGGUGCGGUCUGGAGCUGAUAGCUGACGUAGCUGAUAGCUGACGUAGCAGAUAGCUGACGUAGUUGAUAGUUGACAGAGCUGAUAGCUGACGUAGCUGAUAGCUGACAGAGCUGAUAGCUGACGUAGCUGAUAGUUGACAUAGCUGACGUAGCUGAUAGCUGACGUAGCAGAUAGCUGACGUAGUUGAUAGUUGACAGAGCUGAUAGCUGACGUAGCUGAUAGCUGACAGAGCUGAUAGCUGACGUAGCUGAUAGUUGACAUAGCUGAUAGCUGACUUAGCUGUAGUAGGAUGAGAUGAGAGAGGAUGGAACACACGGACAGCCCCACCUCCCACAGCAGCGACCCCAACGGGUUCGUCAAUAAAGUCUUCAAUGUGUCUCUGGAUGUGCAGAAUGAGACCGGCACUGUAUCCAUCCAGGAGACUGGGAAGGGAGAGGGACAGGGAGAGAGUCAUGAAGAGGGUCAGGGUCCAGGCCAAGCCCAGGGACAGUGGCAGGGGGAUGGGGAUAGACAGGCAGAGACCCAGGCACCCCCUCAGACCCCUGGGAUGGAUCACCCGGAUGUCAACCGUAGACCAAGAGCUACAGGAGGCAUCUGGAAGAUCUUGACCCGGCGAAAAGCGGCUUCAGAACUGGAUAACAGAAGACCUCACUCCAUGAUCCUCCCUGGAGAGGAGGCCUUUAUCCCUAAACUGUCCUUCGCUGACAAGGUCCGCUCCAUCAAGAAGCUCCGCUCUCCGGGUGUAUUCAAGGGGAGGGUGGGUAAGAUGUCUAGGUCCAGCACUAAGUUCAGAGAUGGAGAGACGGAGGACGACUCGUUCUGCCGGGACUUCCUCCCCUCACCCGCCCUGCAUCCCGGUAGGAGCACACUCCGCCACUACGCCAAGAGGCACUCGUAUGCCGGACAUACCGCCGAGUUCGACUGCUCAUUUGAGGACAUGGAUCUGACAGCUACCCUGGACAGACACCAUCUUCCCUCGCUAGUGGACCCUGCUACCCAGAACGGCUCUAAGCCCACAGAGAGAGUCCCCUACACCAAGAGAUCUCAGGUCCAGGCUCAGGCGCAGGCCAAUCACUCCUCUAACUGUAACACUACCUCAGCAGAAGUGUGUGAGGAGCAGAGUGUGAGGGGCGGCCCCAAGGCCCCGCUGGGUGGGAGGAGGUCUAAGAGAGCUGACGUGUGGAGUUACCUAAGGAAGAUCUCUGUCCUGGGGAAGGGGAACCCGGCUUACUCAGAGAGGAGUUUUGACUCAGAGCUACACACACUGGACAAGACCAUGGACUCUGACUACGGCUCGGUGGACAUUGAGAGCAUCCGGGACUUUCAGCCAGCUGCUACAAAACACUCUGACAGCAAAGGUGGACAUUUUGGGGGUCUGAUUAAGUUCUUCAGCAACGUUGCAGAGACGGCUAGAAAAUGGCGAAUGUCUUCUCACUCCUUCUCUCCUCCAGAGGGGGGGGCGGAGCGGACGCCACUGGACUCCCCCAGAGCAGGGCAGCAUCUGGGGGACUACGUCCACAGUGUGUCCCUGACCCUCCGCAGUGAGGACCAUCCAGAGUGUCCCCCAACACCCGCCUCACCCCUGACCCCUCACCCCCCUCGCUCCCCUACUUGUGACCCUGCCUCACCCACUACUCUGAUAGGCAGACGGUCUCCUCGAGUGGUGCUGAAGGCCUGGAGAGUAUGUCCGGACUCACCAAGCGUUAACGGCCUGGCGUGUGUGAGCUCAUUGGAAACGGCCAGACAGACAGACAAACAGAGAGAGAGCCAGACAGUCAGACAGACAGAGAGACAGACACGGCACACCUCUGUAGCCACAGUAGAGAAUCAUGUGCCACACUCAAGACUGGAGAGAGAGACUCAGAAAGAGACAGUGGGAGACAGAGACCACUUAGAAUGUCUGUCUACAGUGGAAGACAGAGAAAGAGAGGGAAGAGAGCGACACUCCGAAAAUUAUCUGGAUUCCGAGGAUGCUCUACCGGUCUCUGAUCAGACACACCUUCCAAACGGCCAAUCAAAGUUACGGGAAGUUGAGACCGUAGCCACUAGGGAGCCAGCAGGAAACUGCCACCAGGAAGUAUUUAAGGGAGCUCUAUCAGGCAAUGUUUUGAGGAGACCCAGGUCAGUCCAGUCCUAUUCUAGUCCAGUGAAGACCCCUGCCCCUCCCAAGCCCCCCCGCCCUCGCCCCCGUCCCGCCUCAGCACUGGUCGACCUCCGAGUCUGCAGUCCCUUCCCAGAGGGCUGUGCGUUUGCCGUUACUCAGCAGGCCACAGGGGACUCUCUGUGCCGGCACAGACGCAGGCCCGGUCCCAUGAUGCACCUCUUGCCGCCGGGUCGGAGACAGGCGGGCAGUCUGGCCAGACCAUGCUCUGUCAUAGAGCCCUCUGUUACCGUGGAGACAGACCCCGCGCAGAGUCACAGAGCCAUGUCUCGUCCCCCGGGGGCAUCACCUCUAGAGCCCCCCCUCAGAGUGUCUCUUCAGAGGUGUCACUCCCUCCCCCCCAGCAGCCUUACCACUCUGGCCCUGUUUCCGGGACACACAGCAGACUCCCAGUCAUCAUCAAUGUGUCCUGGUGAUAGAAGGACUGGCAGCUGCAGGAGGAGACUGCUCAGAACAGGCUCUGGUCCACUACAAGUUAACAUCUUGAUAAGUGGAGGAUCUAUCGUCAGCGCUGAGGCAGUAUGGGACCAUGUGACCAUGGCCGACCGAGAGUUGGCGUUUAAGGCCGGUGAUGUCAUCAAGGUGCUGGACGCGUCCAAUAAGGACUGGUGGUGGGGUCAGAUCGACGAGGAGGAGGGGUGGUUCCCCGCCAGCUUCGUACGGGUCGAACCCCACCCUCCUCAACCCCAAACAAAACAGCUUUUCUAUAUCAACCCCAUAGCAACUGCUCGGUUCCAAAACACUACGUCUAAGCUGUGGGUGAACCAGGAGGAUGGGGGGGAGGAGCCUGCGGAGGGGACCAGUGAAGUGGCUAACGGUCACCUGGAUCCGACCAAUGACUGCUUGUGCCUGGGCUCGCCACUUCAGAACCGUGACCAGAUGAGAGCCAAUGUCAUUAAUGAGAUCAUGAGCACAGAGAGACACUACAUCAAACACCUCAAGGACAUCUGUGAGGGCUACCUGCGUCAGUGUAGGAAGAGGGUAGACAUGUUUAACGAUGACCAGCUGAGGGUGAUCUUUGGGAACAUCGAGGACAUCUACCGUUUCCAGAUGGGCUUCGUUAGAGACCUGGAGAAACAAUACAAUAACGAAGAACCACACCUGUCUGAGAUAGGACCCUGCUUUCUAGAACAUCAAGAUGGCUUCUGGAUCUACUCUGAGUACUGUAACAACCACCUGGACGCCUGUAUGGAGCUGUCCAAGCUGAUGAGAGACGGGAGGUACCAGCACUUCUUCGAGGCCUGUCGUCUACUGCAGCAGAUGAUCGACAUCGCUAUCGACGGCUUCCUCCUCACACCCGUGCAGAAGAUCUGCAAAUACCCCCUGCAGCUGGCCGAGCUGCUCAAAUACACCCCACAGGAACACAGUGACUAUCGCUACGUGGCAGCGGCGCUGGCGGUGAUGCGUAACGUCACUCAGCAGAUCAACGAGAGGAAGAGGAGGCUGGAGAACAUUGACAAGAUCGCCCAAUGGCAGGCCUCCGUCCUGGACUGGGAGGGUGAUGACAUCCUGGACCGGAGCUCGGAGUUGAUCUAUACAGGAGAAAUGUCUUGGAUCUACCAGCCUUAUGGACGCAGUCAGCAACGGGUCUUCUUCCUCUUUGAUCACCAGCUGGUCCUCUGUAAGAAGGACCUGAUUCGUAGGGACAUCCUUUACUAUAAGGGCCGUAUCGACAUGGACCGCUAUGACGUGCGGGACGCCAUCGAUGGUCGUGACGAAGACUUCAACGUGAGCGUGAAGAACGCAUUCAAAUUGCACAACAAAGACAGCGAGGAGCUCCACAUCUUCCUGUCCAAGAAACUGGAGGAGAAGAUACGAUGGCUCCGGGCUUUCCACGAGGAGAGGAAGAUGGUGCAGGAGGAUGAGAAAAUCGGGUUUGAGAUCUCAGAGUACCAGAAGCGUCAGGCAGCCCUGACUGUGAGGAAGGUAUCUAAACAGAAAGGUGUGAACAGGUGCGUGCCCCCCUCCUACCCGCCUCCCCAGGAAACCCUACCCCUGGGACAGUAUGACCUAGCAAAGGACUUGGCACAUGCAGAGGUUUUUGAAUUGAGUCAAUCCAAACGAGGCCAGGCUCCUUUCUGGCACAACAAUUUUACUAGAUUAACACCUUUUAAGAAAUAGGGAAACAGACUCUUUCCAAGGACCAUCUAUUUUUUUCUGAGAAACACUCAAACUAAAAUAUUUGGAAGAUUACAUCGUUGUCCUGUGAAAAAUAAUUGAAGACAAAAAAAUAACUACUGGAAGAAGGACCAAUGAUGUUUAUUUGUGAGUUUCAUUGUGGAGACUGAGUUUGUGAGUUGUCACCCAGGAGACUGGAGAACUAUGGAUUCUAACUUCUUCACUUCAUUCUAACUGUUCUUGGUUCUGAGUUCCAAUGCUUCUCUCCUUCAGUAGACACUCCUGUUCCAUACUGAACUGUACUGUACAGGAAUCUACUACCACAUCCCUCAACCCCACCAUCGCCAUCUGAAUGUCCUGGAUUCAUGGAGAUCGCUUUUAUUUGGUUCUUUUCAGGCUCUGCCUCUUUUCCAUAUUUGAAGUAAGCAUAUUUAAUGUUUCUUUACCAGAACUAGUGAGUCCACCUACCUACAGUACAGUAUGAUUGUGUAGAUGACAGGCGUUGUGUUGAUGUGUGUGUCUGUGAGGAUUAUGUUGUUGUGAGUGUGCACUGCAACCAUGAGGCUGAAAUGGCAUCCUAUUCCCUAUAUUGUUUGGUAGGUGGGGUGCCACUUUGACUGACAGGAGAGCUGUUGGCCGGUUCUAAUGUUUCUCAGAAGUUCUGUCGUCAGCAUCACUGACGACUGUCCCAUUAAAGACUGGUCAGACCAUAUCUCUCUCUCUCAUUCUCUCUCUCGUCUAUCUAUCUCUCUCUCUCUCCCUCUUCUCUUUACCCUCUGUCUAUCUAUCU
Oncorhynchus keta (chum salmon) is the source of this 5366-nucleotide messenger RNA. RefSeq lists its product as uncharacterized. NCBI's taxonomy places the organism in Eukaryota, Metazoa, Chordata, Actinopteri, Salmoniformes, Salmonidae. Gene Ontology annotation, molecular function: protein binding; guanyl-nucleotide exchange factor activity. The record is from RefSeq and is a predicted model, not a curated record.